Tuber aestivum (summer truffle) is the source of this 1387-nucleotide messenger RNA. The record is from the annotation of a GenBank genome assembly. Lineage: Eukaryota; Fungi; Ascomycota; Pezizomycetes; Pezizales; Tuberaceae.
AUGCAGUGCUCGAUCUGCACCCUCGACAAGCCUACGAUAACCUGCGUCUCCUGCGCUCGCGGCGCCCUCUGGCCGCAACGCUACGACCUCCUCCAGCAGACCGCCGCGCGCGACGCCCUAUCCGACAGGAUACACGAGCACCUCGAGUCACGGAACGGGGAGACCGCCACCCAGCAGCGCGAGUCCGCCCAGCUCGAACUGAAGCUCCGCGAGAUCCGCGGCCAAAAGGCCUCCCUCGCCACGGCGCGGGAAGCGGCGAUGGUCCGGGUGGAAGAGCUCCGGCGCGAGAACGAGCGCAGGCGGGCCAUGCUGGAGGAGGCUAUGGGACUGCGGGACCGGCUGGAGGCGGAGGUCUCGAGCGUGCAGCGCGAGACGAAACGCUGGAUCAACAGGAGCAAAGCGUUGCAUGGGAGGAUAGCGGAGGCGCGGGGGUACCGUUGUCGUGAGGCGGCCGGACUGUACGGACUUCGACAGAAGCGGCGGAAGAGUGGGUGGGUGGAGUACAUUAUUGGCGGGGUGGCUAUACCGAAUUAUCUCACGGAUCUAAACAGUACGUUCCCCUUCCGCUUCUUCUCUUUCUUUUUCUUCUUCCUCCAGAGGGGGAAAGGAAAGGCUAGCUAGCUAGCUAGCUAACGAAUGAAUGAAUGGAUGUAUAGCGCACCCCCACCAACAAAUAACAACCUCCCUCUCCCACCUAUCCCACCUCCUCCUCCUAACAGCGCACUACCUCUCCCUGAAACUCCCCAACGAAAUCCUCCUACCCACACAAUCCCACCCCUUCACCCAGAUCCGCGGAACCCUGAACGCCCGGCACACAGUGACCCGCCCACUCUCACUCCCAGCACCCCUCUCCACACUCUCCCGCGACAACCCGGCCUCCCACACGAAAUUCAUAGAGGGCAUAUCCCUCCUCGCCAUCAACAUAGCAUACACCUGCUGCACCCAGGGUCUCGAGAUCAACGACGUGGACGCCGUGUGCGCGCCCGGGGUGAAUCUCUGGUCCUUGCUGGUGAGCAGGGACACCCCCGUGCCCGCUUUCGGCAGGAUGAGUCACGGGAGCUGCCUGGGGAACCUGGCGACGGCCGGCAGGGUGGCGGGCAUUGCGAGGUUUCGGGUCGGGUUCAAGAGCGUUGUGGAGAAGGUAAGGAACACGUUGCAGGGCGAGACUAUCGUAGCGGAUUGGGAUCUUGUGGGGGACGUCCUUGGUGCUGGUGCUGGCGCCGGUACCAGUGGUGGAGGUGGUGGCGGCGGUGACGGUGCCGGUGGGGAUGAUGCUGCUACUGGGGGAAAUGUCGAUAGGGAAGUUGACGGUGAGGACGGUGGAAGAGGGGGGAGGGAGGGUAGAAUGCCCGGGUGGACCAGGAUUAGAGCACCCGGUGAAGAGAGG